AUGGGCCACCUGGUGGUGAUGGACGAUUCAGCGGAUCAACUGGCCCUGACCCGUGACUCCUGCGAGCUUUGGCAGGAGCUCGCAGAUCGCCUGCCGGCGACCGCUGAAGACGACCCCUGCGGCAGCUUGUGGAUCGCAGCGGACGAGGUCGAGCUGGCCGCGGCAGAGAGCAAGGCCGAGGUCUACCGCGCUGCCGGCCGCGCUGCUGAGAUACUGAGCCCGAGCGAUUUGGCCACCGCCGAGCCGGCGCUGCGCCCCGGCCUGGCGGGAGCGCUUCGGAUAGCUGGCGACCGGGUGGUCUAUCCACCGGCGGUCGCCCGCUGGCUGCUCGACCGGGCGAUCGAUCGAGGCGCCGAGCUGCGCGAGGGGGCCGAGGUCGCAGUUAUCGAAGACGGCGCCGUUCGCUUGGCCAACGGUGAGCGCCUCGAGGCGCCGACCCUCGUCAACGCCGCCGGCGCCGCCGCCGCUCGCUUGACCCCCGAACUGCCGAUCGAGCCGCGCAAGGGCCACCUGGUGAUCACCGACCGUUACCCUGGAUUGGUGCGUCAUCAGCUGGUCGAGCUGGGCUACCUGAAGAGCGCUCACCAGAUCACCGCCGAGUCGGUAGCCUUCAACCUGCAGCCGCGCAAGACCGGCCAGCUGUUGGUGGGCUCGUCGCGGGAGCUAGUCGGCUGGGAUCGGCGGAUCAACCGCGGCAUUGUCGCUAGGAUGCUGCGCCGGGCCGCUGAAUUCGUGCCCGUCUUGCCCCAACUGGUGGCCCUGCGCACUUGGACCGGCAUGCGACCCGCAACCCCCGACAAGCUACCGCUGAUCGGUCCUUGGCCGGCAACCAACGGCCUGUGGAUCGCCGCCGGCCACGAAGGGUUGGGCAUCACCACCGCGCUGGGUACCGCACGGCUGCUGGCCGACCAGCUGCUCGGCCGCACUCCGCGCCUCGAUCCCGAACCGUUCGCCCCCGCUAGAGUCUGGACCGGAGCGACCCCGUGA
Messenger RNA from Nerophis lumbriciformis (worm pipefish), 987 nucleotides. The record is from RefSeq and is a predicted model, not a curated record. NCBI's taxonomy places the organism in Eukaryota, Metazoa, Chordata, Actinopteri, Syngnathiformes, Syngnathidae.